Molecule: messenger RNA, 1332 nt
Organism: Hordeum vulgare subsp. vulgare (domesticated barley)
Lineage: Eukaryota; Viridiplantae; Streptophyta; Magnoliopsida; Poales; Poaceae
Product: single-stranded DNA-binding protein, mitochondrial-like
Exons: 8
Coding region: 8-973 (321 amino acids)
Biological process (GO): mitochondrial DNA replication; positive regulation of helicase activity
Cellular component (GO): mitochondrial nucleoid
Molecular function (GO): single-stranded DNA binding
Source: RefSeq, a predicted model, not a curated record
UGUUGGAAUGUCUCAGCGCUCGCCGGUGCGUUUCUGUCGCCUGCGUGAUAUGGCAGUGGAGUUCACUGAGGUUCCUGGCCCAGCCCCCCACCACCUUCUCCUGAGUCCCGAGCGAGCGAGCGAGAGGCACAGAGCGCAGUCACCCUGCAGCGGAGAGCGAGCGCCAACGGGGCAGCGACCUCAUCCCCAUCCCGCUCGACUGCCGCCGGCCGCCGGCCGCUCCCACCAGGGUGCGCCUCCUCUCCGCUCCCCUUCCAAGGAGCGCUGCAGGCCGCUCUGUUGGAUCUCCUUCCACGAGCAAGCACGCGCCGACCCGGGUGGCCGCUGCUCCCGAGGAGCUGGACUGAUUACCAUGGGUUCUGUUGGUACUGGAUUGCUGAAGGGCUUGAGGAGAGUCUUAGAGCAGCAAAGAAAAUCAGUUGACUUAUGCAGAACAUCACGAGCUUGGAGUUCUACAGUUUCUUUCUCUGACAUUGAUGAGAAGGAUGACAUGGGUGAUGAUGGCGAUUUGAAAGAUUCAAGGAGAGAGUUAGAACCCCAAAGUGUGGACCCCAAGAAGGGCUGGGGAUUCCGUGGCGUUCAUAGGGCUAUAAUAUGUGGUAAAGUUGGACAAGCGCCUGUGCAGAAAAUUUUACGUAAUGGGCGGACGGUAACUAUAUUCACUAUUGGAACUGGUGGCAUGUUUGACCAGAGGGUCAUUGGGUCUGCGGAUACACCAAAGCCGGCUCAGUGGCAUCGCAUAGCUGUUCAUAGCGAGCAUCUAGGUGCUUAUGCUGUUCAGAAGUUGGUGAAAAACUCUGCGGUAUAUAUUGAGGGUGAUAUCGAAACCAGGAUCUACAAUGAUGGAAUUGAUGGUCAAGUCAGGAAUAUACCGGAGAUCUGUAUUCGGGGUGAUGGUAAGAUUCGUCUGGUUAAAUCUGGGGAGAGUGCUGCUAACAUAUCACUAGAUGAGCUGAGAGACGGAUUGUUCUAGUUAAAGCUAUCGAUGUCAGCACAAGCAGGUCAUAACUCGUAACUAGCGGCGGGUUAAGUCGAGAAUAAGGCGCUGCUUUGUUGAAGCCUUGAAGCAUGACAUGGAUAUUUGUUGCUCCUUUCGUCCCAUAAUAAACACCUUAUAUUAUGGGGCGCACCUUAUAUUAUGGGGCGGAGGGAAUACAUCUCAAUCUUGGCAGAAGCAGUUAAAUUUACCAGUGGAUGCAUGUAAGCCUUCCCGGAACCCGCUCGUGUGUUUUACCAUGUUGCGGAUGCUGAUGGACGAACUGUUUUACGACGGUUGACGAUGACAUGAUGUGCUGAAUGAUUGUUCAAGAUAAGGCAUGGUAGAACAGCGUA